Trichoderma aggressivum f. europaeum is the source of this 378-nucleotide messenger RNA. RefSeq lists its product as uncharacterized. NCBI's taxonomy places the organism in Eukaryota, Fungi, Ascomycota, Sordariomycetes, Hypocreales, Hypocreaceae. Gene Ontology annotation, molecular function: RNA binding. The coding region runs from base 1 to 378 and encodes 125 amino acids. Gene Ontology annotation, biological process: mRNA splicing, via spliceosome. The transcript has 2 exons. Gene Ontology annotation, cellular component: precatalytic spliceosome; U4/U6 x U5 tri-snRNP complex; U6 snRNP. The record is from RefSeq and is a predicted model, not a curated record.
AUGGCUACUUUGGGAGGCUACCUUAACAGUGAGCUCCGGCGCCCCUCGUUUCAACCCCGCAGACAACCCACGUAUGAAUUUCGACUGACGCUUUGGUGUGCUGCAGAAAAGGUGCUGAUUGUGACGGCGGACUCACGAAUCCUGGUGGGAGAGCUAGCAGCUUGUGAUCAGUCGACAAAUCUAGUCCUCAAAGGCGCCGUGGAGAGAAUCAUUCGAACGCCCGACGACCCAGAGCCGUCCGCCGAGGUCCCUCUGGGCCUAUAUCUCGUCCGAGGCGACAAUGUCUGCUCCGUUGGCCUGGUCGACGAAACGCUGGACGAAAGCAUCGACUGGACACAGGUGAAGGGCACAGUAAUAGGAGGCAUCAAACACAUUUAA